Messenger RNA from Ipomoea triloba (trilobed morning glory), 711 nucleotides. Its product is annotated as KH domain-containing protein HEN4-like. Gene Ontology annotation, biological process: regulation of gene expression. NCBI's taxonomy places the organism in Eukaryota, Viridiplantae, Streptophyta, Magnoliopsida, Solanales, Convolvulaceae. The transcript has 3 exons. The record is from RefSeq and is a predicted model, not a curated record. Gene Ontology annotation, cellular component: cytoplasm; nucleus. The annotation marks the transcript as partial. Gene Ontology annotation, molecular function: mRNA binding.
AUGCCGGCGGUUAUGGACAGUGCUGUUGAUACAUUUCCAGUUGGGCAUUCAGUAUCAAAAUAUGUUGACAGAGUUCUUACCAUAGAUAAAGAGAAUUCUCAACACAAAAUUGCUUUUAAGCUGCUCUGUUCUAACAACUCAGCUGCAGGUGUGAUAGGCCGUGGUGGCUCUGUUAUCCAUGCUUUGGAGAAUGAGACAGGAGCUUGUAUAAGCUUUUGUCCUCCAGUACAUGGAUCCAAAGAUCGUGUUGCCAUCAUAUUUUCAUUCGAGAAAAGAGAUCCAGUGUACCCAUCUGCCCAAAUUGCUGUUGUCCGAGUUUUUGAGAAAUCCAUGGAGGUUGCUCUUGAGUGCGGAUUAAUUUCAGGUUUACACAAGGGGACAAUUGUAACUGCCAAGAUUCUAGUUACAUCACAUCAGCUCAGAUGCCUGAUUGAUGAAAAAGGACAAGUUUGCACUGAUAUAGGUUCCACAUCUGGUGUUAAAAUAAAGCUCUCACCAAGAGACCUGCUUCAGGAUUUGGUUGCAGAAAAUGAAGAAGUGAUCCAGAUUGUAGGGGAGUACUUCAAUGUAAAGGUUGCUCUCUUUCAAGUUACUGGUAAGCUGAGGGGGAAUUUCUUCCCAAGUUUUGUCUCUGAGGGUGUAGCGUAUGAGCAGUAUCCAGACUCUUCAAUGCCCGAAAGCAGUCACGAUGAAGUGCAGUUAAAUUUGGAU